Molecule: messenger RNA, 5147 nt
Organism: Vitrella brassicaformis
Lineage: Eukaryota; Vitrellaceae
Source: the annotation of a GenBank genome assembly
CCAUUGGUUCAUUGGCUCAGUCGAUUGCUGUCGUCCUUUGCCUAUCCACGCCUCCCAUCCCAACUCCCUCCCUGUCCAACAUGCACGCAGAAAGACACGGCGCACACACUGCCAUGCACAUGGAUGGACACACAGAGACACGUACAACCACACGAACCACACUGCCAGGUCAGCGGUAGAGCCGCUUAUCGGGCCACAAUCUGAAUGCAUUCAUUGUGUUCACCAACAUGGAUCGAUAAAUACAUCCCCCCUGCGCGGAUUGAAAGCUCCCAGUGCACUGCCAGCCAGCUUUGAGUCACAUUACAGACACGCACACACAAUGGCAACAACCAACAUAGAAAUCUCAACCACCCCAUUUAGAUGCAGCACCCUUCGCUCUCUCGUAUAUGCUCACGCACAUGCAUAGACACACAAACGCAUGGACGAAUUCUCUCCUCUCUUGUCUGAGAGCCCCACAUGCACUCACUCACUGCACGCACACACAUGGUUCAUGCCGUGUGGUAAGCCAAGGAACUUCCUCACCCCAACAAUAUAAUGCGAUGGUAGUGACCCGACGCAUACACGCACAAUACUCUGUGUGUGUGUGUGUGUGUGAAUAUAUAGGUUGUGCAUAGGUAGACUACAUGUGGGCCUCUCUCGUUUGUGCAUCAAUCCAUCCAUCCAUUCAGGGGUUGAGUCGAUUGCUGUCGUCCUUUCCCUCACCCAUCCCUCACUCAUACUGCGUUCAUUCAUGCGCUCAGAUAGGAUAGGCGCGUGGUGCUCACUGCCACGCACAUGGAUGAUAAACACAUCCCCCCUCCUCUUUCUUCGCAUUAUUGUGAUACAUAUAUCCCCUUCGAAGCGUGCAUCCGGAUUGAAAGCCCCCAGUGCACCGACCGUCACACACGACACGCAACAGCAUCUCACCCACCACACAACACCGCUCCCCACCACCAGGUUUAGAACAGCCCAGUGGUUGGCUGAUGCCAGCAGAUGCAGCACCGCUCUCUCGUAGACGCUUACCCACACGUACACACAUACAUAAACGCAUGGACGAAUUCUCUCCUCUCCUCUCUUGUCUGAGAGCCCCACAUGCACUCGCUGCACGCACACACAUGGUGGGGUUGAGCUAAGAAACUUCCCCACCCCAACAAUACAAUGUGAUGGUGGUGACCCAACACGUACACCCACAUAAGACAGAUACACGGAGGGUGAUCGAGAAGAGCAGCGAGCAACGGAGACAGACACACAGGCAUGGACAUCAUGUACGUGCUGGGAAAAAAGCCAGAUUUGCUCUCUUAGAUACGAUCCCAGGCAGGGCCAAUAAAAUCUCACUCUCAACCCCAUUGGUCGGUCAAUCCUCUCAUGUGUGUCGUGCUAUCAUAUAUGCGCAAAAACGGGCGCCGAACACACAAGCCCCCGACAUACAAGCGAAGCUCAUACAAGCUCACAGCACCAUCCCUCCGUGAAUAGCUAUGCUCACGCUUUGCCUUUCCCGAAAGAGCGGUGCAGCACGCACGCCAAGUACCAAACAAAUCAGCCCUUCCUGGAUGGAUGGAUUAGCCAAACAGCACACAGCUCAUGAAGCGCACGCGCACAUGUGUAGACGACGCACACGGGCCCGAAAUACAACCAGAGGGGAGCGACAUGUGUGUGUCUACCGGUGUACGUAAUGGUAGAGGGGUGAGUCAGAGCAGCAGCGAGCAAACGGAGACAGACAGACAGACAGGCAGACAGGCAGACAGGCAGACAGGCAGACAGGCAGACAGGCAGACAGGCAGACAGGCACACGCACGCAGAUGCGUGCGGACACACGGAAGACACUCGGUGGACAACAAACCGCAGAGGGACAAUCAAAACGAAACACUCAGUGUACUACCACACACUCACCCACACGGAGGCGUUGCACGCCAGUAGAAAAACACACACCACACGCACAAGCCGGGCAGCCACAAAACCGACACCCACCACACGGCCCGCCCCCCUCUGCCCAGCAAGCAGCACGUGCAGAAGCAGGCCAGCUUUGGGGGGGCAUUUCAUGCAUUAUAUUCUGCUGAGGUCGCGCCCGAACAUUCUGCUCUUCAUCCAGUCGAAGAGGACCAACACCCGGUUGCGCAGGCUCACCUGCUUGACGAAGUACACCGAGCGCCACAGGUAGAAGCCGGCCUGGCCUGACGCCUUGAUCAGGUCCAAAUCGUUCGCCUUAACACACACAUACACACACACACAGAGAGAGAGAGAGAGAGGGAGAGAGAUGUGGGUAGUGGAUGUGCUCUCUCUGGCUGGCCGCGUCCGUAUCGUCACUCACCCACCUGUAUGUGUGCGAGUCCCUUGUCGUUGCCCAGAUAGGCCAGCAUGCCGUAGUUGAAGAACCUGAAGGGGUCGGCCUCGCGCUUGCCCAGGGUGCGCAAAAGGUUGAAGGUCUUCCUCACGCCUCCUCCGUUGUCGCCAUUGUCGCCAUUGUUGUCGUCGGUCUGCACGGGUGGCUGGUUGUCGGGCGUGCUCAUGUCGUACCCUCUGUUCAGCAUGCGCGCCAGGUAAUGACCUUGCUGUGACGCCACCUGCAACCGCAACACAGAGGCGAUUGGUUUGUGUGAGUGAGGGUUGGCCUUUGAUCUCUCCCACCCACGCAGCCGCCAACGCACCUGUGCUGUUUGUGGCAGGAUUGGUUCCAUCUUGGUGCAGUCGCCCAUGGCGAGGAUGCUGCCGUUGGUGCCGUAGACGCGAAGCCACGGGUCGAUCGUCAGCUUCUUGGAACGGGACGUCCUGAGUGGAUGACGGGAGAGAGCACAUUAGAUACCAUGCCGUGUGUGACCUGGUGGCUCACAUUUCCGCCUGCACAGGCACUUUCUCGAUCAGGCGCCUGAUGGAAGAGGGCCAGAACAGUGCAGUGAGUAUCUGUCCAUCCAUCAGGUGUACAUGUUCCCUCCCGCCCCGCCCACUCGGUGAUGUUCCUGGGCCCCGUGCCAGCCGUCCAGACGGCCAGACCAUACGGCAGCUCCGUCCCAUUCUGAAUCAACGACGCCAGUCAGGCAGGCAGGCAGGCAGGAGUGGGAAGAUGUAUUGCUGGGUUUGGUGUGCUAUACUUCACGUACGUUGAGUGUCAUCGAGUAGGGGCCCACUGCGUUGACUCUCGUCUCCAACGCCACCUCCACCCCGGCAUUCUGCACACAAUGCAUCCAUCCAUGCGCACAGGCAGGCAAUUCAGGCGUGUGUGUGUAGGCUGCGUGUGGUCUUCCUUAUCGGGUUGCUCACGGUGAUGACGUUAAGGCCGACGGACCGCAGGGACUCCUCGAAGACGGGCAGGAUGGUUGGACCCGAUUGAAUCAUCACCACACGCGCCAACGACUUGAGCCUGCAACACAUACAAUGCACACACAGAACGGACGGACGUGUGUCAGGUACACACACGCAUGGGUGGAGGAGGGGAGCUGGCUGACUUUGGGUAAAGUGUCUUGAAUUCGGUCGAGAGCAGGUCAUACAACUCGCCACAAAACUCCACACCAGUGGGCUGAAGAUGCAGACAGACAGACAGACAGACAGACAGCACAAUGGUCAGCGUCGUCGGUGUGAAUGCUAUGCUUCCAUGAGUGCCUUUGCGCGUACCCCGCCUUCACACACGACAAAUGUCAGGAUGCGCCGCUUCUCCUCUUCUGUCACCUCAGGGAUGUUCGCACUAACCAAAAACCACCAGCAACGAUGGGAAAUGUGCACGUCUUGGUCCUUCUCUGUCCCACCGACCGUUCGAAUCUGUCCUGCACCGCACUUCUGAGCCUGCGGGCGUCGUCCACCUCCUUGAGGAAGUAGCAGUUCUCAUACACGCCCUUGACGCCGAACGAUGACGACUUGACGCCCGGCGAGAAGACCAGCAUGUCGUACGGCACGUUCAGGUCAAUCUUGCUGCCUGGGAGAUGCAUGGUAGACGCUUCAGGAGCGUCCUGGGUUUGUGGGUGGGUGUGAGAGUUGGUGCCUGACCGUCAUUUGUCUGCAUUCUGGUCCUCAUACGGAUGGUCCUGUUCUCAGGGAAGAUAUCCGUGGCCUCACCUGACCAGUGACCAUACCACAUGCAGCAGAGCAGCACACGCGUGCGCUAGCAAUCGGUGUAUGCAUGUCACUGACCCUCAAAAUAACUGGCGUAUGGGUUUGCUUUUCUCAUCGGUUCAGUUAUGGAUCGAUACUCUACUGUGCCCACACUCGCAGCGGCCAACAGCGGGGUGAAAAGGAAGUAGUUGCGAGGCGAUAUGAUGACAACAUCAAACCUGACACACACGCAUAGACACACACGUGUGGCGGCCGGCAGGCAGGCGUGUUAUGGGUCGGUCUCACUUGUCAGUGUCGAUUGACUUGAUGAAUGCGUGUGAGGACCAUCCGGACCCAAUCACCACUAUUCGGUGCUUGCGCGGCCCCUUCACAUCACCCAACUCAUCCUCUGACCUGAACAAGGAUUCCGAGCAGGAAGGAAGCAAGAUGUGUGAGCCGUCUGCAUGGCUGCUUUCUGACCUAAGCUGUCUGCUCCAGAAGAGCGACGCGUCUUCAACCGUGUCCAGCACUGCAACGAGCACGCACACACACACACACACACACAGAGAGAGAGAGAGAGAGAGUCACUGCGCAGCCAGUCACGAGCAGAUGACAAAAACAACUUACAUGAGGUGCCCACUUCGUCCACCAAUGCCAUCACGCUCUCCUGCAUUCACAAGCAGCCAUCAGCUUUAGCUGUGGGCAGGCGCAACACCUGCCCACCUGCCUCCUUCUGUUGUCCUCGGUUGUGUCCAGGCCCCUCCCUCGCUCAUCAGGGAUUCGUAUCUUGGUCUUUUCCGGCCGGGUCUUGAUCUCCUGCAUGUGCAUUGGUGCUGUGGCCCUGUGCGAGAAGAUGCGCCUGUAGCAGCCGGCGGGUGACGAGCGCUGAGUGACGUGGUGAGUGAUGAAUGAGGGACUCCUGGAGACUGCAUCUGAGCUGCUGACGAUGCAGGCGAGUCCUGCCAAGAUCGAUGCUGUCUGCGUCGUCGGCCACCACAUCCCUGCUGCUUUGGCCUUGGGCAGCCUUGGUAAGCGUGUCCCAAAAUCAGCCGCGCAGAACCGUCUGUAAACGCUCAGGUAUACGAUGGAUUCACAACAUGCGGAACGACAUGAUCUGGAUCUCCAUCACUACAGAAGCGCCUCCGCAG